Molecule: messenger RNA, 9462 nt
Organism: Daphnia magna
Lineage: Eukaryota; Metazoa; Arthropoda; Branchiopoda; Diplostraca; Daphniidae
Exons: 39
Coding region: 1979-8461 (2160 amino acids)
Molecular function (GO): calcium ion binding
Source: RefSeq, a predicted model, not a curated record
GUCUGCUUCACUUCCCAUUUGGAGGGAAAUGCGGAAUGAUCAAACUCAAACGUGGUAAUGUUCGUAGGACACGAUAUUAGCUUUAAACUUGGACGGCAUUUUCUCUCUGCAUAUGGCUAUGUGUGUGGUUCGUACCACGUGUUACGGAAGCCAACUUUUAGUUUUCCCCACAAUCGCGACCUCUUCAAAGAAGAAAAAUUUUGGUCCCAAAUCCUUUGAGUCUAUACUGGUGUGAUGAGGCUCAUUAUACAGCUAAUCAAAGUUGCCAAAAGCAGGAUGAACCCGCUUCUUAGCCUGAUUUGGAUUGCCAUGAGCAUCCUAUCUCAGAGAUGGGAGGACGAAAAGUCGUUAUAUGCCCGCGAAUACUUUAUACGACCGCCGUAGAAAGAAGAACGUGUACCGUAAUAUUUCAAGCCUCACUUCCGAGCUUGAAGAGUUAAGCCUCAAGGGCUUCGAAAGUGAAUGCCUCACGAUGGCCAAGCAUUUCAACGGGUAAAACAGGAAAACCCGGCAGUGAAGCUUUAUUCGGAUUAGAGUUGAUCUUGAAGCAGUGGAAAGAAAGUUUCUAGGCAGACUCGCAUCGUCGUCAUCGUCGUCCAACGUAUAAUUCAGAAAGAAAAAACGAAGCUGCUUGGGUGUGUAUGGUACAACUGUAUAUAGAUCUCACCUUACCAGCCUGCCCGACCGCGCAGUGCAUAAAUUACGAAGCUCAGAGUCAAUCCAUCAUGGGACAAAAGGCAUGGGAUCUUCUGUGCCAGUCGCAGAGUCACCCAGGUCUCUCGUAACGUGUCCCGCCCCAAUAAGGUCAAGAAAAUAAAAUAGCUGUUUUUGUCUCUCCUCCUUUCUCUUUCUCAUCCGUUGCAUCUCUGAUGAACGACAAAAGGAGCCAGCAGCAGUUUGAGAAGUAGACGAAAAGCUUUUUGACUCCCGAGGAAAAUAUUUCGCCCCACCUUCCCCUCUGGCACGAGGUAAUGAGCAUGGUAAUCUGUUAGAUGAGGAAAAUAGGGCCUUCAAAACUACCCUGUUCACAGUCAUCAUCAAUCUGGAGAUGAUUGGAUUCGAUGAGACGAGGAUUUCUUUCAACAACGAAAGGCAAAAGCUUCAAUUUUAAUCCGACAAGAGUCGUGAGCUAAAGCUUCCACUGUCAUCAGCUUAAAUCCGACUUUCACUCUGUAGCUCUACGGAUUUAAAGCCCAGAUGUUGGCCGUUACAUAUAGAGCAAGAGAUUCUAUUGGUCUCGUACGGAAGAGAAUAAAUCGACUUAUUGCGUCGUGAAUGGCGCCUCUGAUUGAGUCGCUAUUGCAACCGCUCCUCGUCGUCGACUUACACGAAUAGACGGCCAAUCAUUCUGGCAACCUAGUAUAUUGGAUCACUUUCAAUUCCCUGUAAUCAGCGUGUACAACGAGAAACUCCACAACAUUGAAACUUAUCGCCGACUUUCAUGGCUCUUGCUGCCACGUGAAAAAUUCCUCGGCUCCUUGAUGCAUCGGAAAAAAACGUAGGAAAAACGACCACCCAACUCAACCCGUCGAGUCUGGUGCCCUAAGGUGAUGGACCGCGUGAAUGUGACACCAAGACAUCAAGAAUUUUCGUGAUCUGGCGCGGGGUCAUGUCUAUACCAAAGGAGAAAAAAUUGAUGGAAAUCAUUGGGCGCUCUCUAUUGCGCCGGAAGGGAACGCCACAAUAACAUGACGUCUCUUUUUUUUUGGAGCCCAGGAAAGAAAAAGCUGUCGACUUCUUCUAUUCCGAACAAAAAAAAAAAAAAAUGUUUUAGUUUGUUGUUCUGGAGCGAUUGGAAUCAUCACCAGUGAAAAAGAAAAGCAUCGCAACUGUUCGACAACCAAUAACUUUCGUGGCCGUGUUUGUGGAGACUCGAAACCAGUUCCGGAGCAAUUGUUUUCUACUUUCGUUCGUCCUUCACGAAAGAUUUGAUCCGGGAGAAAGAAACAAAACAAAAUCAACGAAUCAAGUGGGUCGCAUGAUGGCCGGACGCAGCCGCGUGGUCCGCUCCAUCCUCGUUGUCUACCUGUUUCUGCUGUCCACCGGACAUCCGGUGGAAUCGAAAGCUGAACACUCGACGAAAGAGCACUCGAAAAUUCGCCAAUUAAGCGGAAAUCAAUACCAGAGCCAAUACGGUAUCGUUCAGCCAGAAAGUUCUUCCAAUCAUCGAACCAAUUCGACUGUUAGUCGCCAUCUAUUUGCAUGGAGCGAAAUGGCCGUUGAAUCAUCCGACAAGUUGCCGCCCGCCACUUUAGCGUCGUCCAGCAUCUCCGAAACGGCCAGGUCGUCCGUAACUCGUGGCCGGAAGAAAGCCAAUGUUCCACAACGGAGGCAGCUUCAAUUGAGGCAGAAGAAAGCGCAGCAAGUGAAGAGAAAUAGCAAGAAAGUUGGCAGCUCUAACUUGAAACCCGUAAGCUCGUUGAAAAAGAGUUUGGAUGACGAAGAAGAGGAACAAGAAGAAGAAGAGGAAGAGGAAGAAGAAGGCGAUGAAGAAGAGGGUGGAGACGAAGAAGAAGGCGAAGAAGAGGAAGACGAAGAAGGUGGCGAAGAGGAAGGCGAAGAGUCGGACGUUGAAGAAGACAAUGAAGAUCCUGACGCGGAAGAAGACGAUGAAACUAAUCGGCGAAUCAGCAAACCGACAACUACAACUACAACAACAACAACGCCAUUGAUCCCCACUGCGUCAGCUGAAGUUGGACAGGAUUUUAUCGACCAUUCGUCUGAAUCCAACGGUGCCGAUAACCGCCAAGAAGCGGAAGGAAAACCAGCAGCGACAUCUUCCGUUUCUCGUGAGCCCGAAACAAACGACAGAGAAGACACGAGGACUGAGCGGCCGCCGGCCAAUCGGACGGAUGUCGUCGAGAACAAAGCGCUAGACGGGAAUGCAGCCAACGGAAGGGAUGACGUCAAAGUAGACCUAAUAUCCGGAUCUUUAGACGGUGACGUCAGCCCGUCACAUGCUAAUCAGACGCAUGUUGGCAACGCUGAGAAAUCAGAAGAUGAAAGAGCCAAAGGCGAUCAAUCUGGAAAUGGAAACAUCGAACUGUCACCAGCCGAAAAUCAGUCGGCGCCAUCUCCUCGAUUCGAUAAUGAAAUCGAUUGGCGUGAACAUGACGGUCGCAAGGAUGCGGCCAUCGGUCUUUCUAACGUCAUCAACGAAGAGAAAUUACAAGCCGUGCUGCAGCCAUCGAAAAUUGAAUCGGCAUCAUCGGAGGAGGAGGAGGAGGACGAACAUGAAGAAGCCAAUGAAAUCCGAGCUCAAGUCCAGCCCGGAAUCAAACCGUCGUCGUCCGUCUCUUCGAACGCGGUCGACGCUGAUGACGGAUCCAAUGAUAUUAAAGUUGAUUCAUCUGAAAAGGCCGUCAAAGGAGGCCGCGAUGAAUCCUUCCGCGCGGAAGAAGACGAUAGUGAAGAGGACGAAACAAACUUUCUACCGAUGGGCCAUUCUAGUGGCACUAAUAAAAACAAGCCGGCGUCUAACGAACCGCUGGCCGGCCGAGCGAUAACAGACAGCGGAGUAGCCGGUUCGGGUGAUGAAGAAGACGAAACGAACGACAUCCUGCCAGAUCGUUUGGCCUCCAACGUGCCAGACGAUGCGAGCAAAACAUCUGUUUCGUCGGUGAACGAGCUGGACGAAGACGAGGAAGAGGAAGACGCGGUGGAUAACGAAAUUGAGACGAUCGUCCCGUCCGAAUCCUUCAAUCAACCGGACCAUAAUAGGUUCCUUCACGGACAGACCAAUUUCAAUGCAGCCGUAUUAGAUACGUCGUGUGGACCGUUCACUUCGUUGCCCGUCAUUCCAAACGCGGUCGUCGCCAAAUACGGCAGGACCCGAUGGCCUUCGCCGCCCUUCAAUCUGCUGGCCGAGGUGAUUUUCGAAUGUCAAGACACGGACGUCUACCAGCUGGAUCCGACGCUACCCGAUCGCCUUUUCUGUUCCAAUCAGGAGUGGAUCGGACAACACCCGAAAUGUGUCACCAUCAAUCGCCAACAGCAGCCGCACUUUGCAGUGACAGACGGAGCCAGCGGUAAUGAUGAAGAGAAGGAGCUAGUGAUUCCACUUACGUCAUCGAUAUCGUCAAAUGGAGUCAACGUCAGCUCGACCGCUGGCCAACAAAUUAAUGAACGGAGUUGUUCCAACGAGGAUCGUGGAGGCUGCGAGCACGUCUGCUCUCAGUCUGCCGAGCCGGACUCAAUUCGUUGCUUAUGCUACAGAGGCUUCCGGCUGAAUGCGGACGGGAAAAGCUGCGUCGAUAUCGAUGAAUGUGAAACGGGCAACGGUGGGUGUGACGACAAAUGUUCCAAUCUGCCGGGCAGCUUUAUCUGUUCUUGUCCUGUCGGUUUCCGGCUAGCGUCCAACGGCAAGAAAUGCAUCGAUGUUAAUGAAUGCUCGUUGCGCAAUGGUCACGGCCCGUGCCAGGGCGCCUGUCACAACACUCACGGCUCCUACCAUUGCAGCUGCGAGGAUAUGCCAGGAACUCAAUUGGCAGCUGAUGGACAUUUGUGCGAAGAUAUUGACGAGUGCCGGACGGACAAUGGCGGCUGUUCACACUCGUGUCUCAACACGCUCGGCACUGCUUAUUGCGCUUGUCCCGAAGGCUACAUGUUGGCAGAUGACUGGAAAACGUGUGAAGAUAUCGACGAAUGUGAUUACAGUUCAGAUGAUGAUGAUUCGGAUCGAUUAUGUCCUGGCAUUUGCCGCAAUAGUAUCGGAUCCUAUGUGUGCGUCGAUCCGGAUGAAGAAUCAGUUCUUUGUCCACCUGGAUAUGAUGAUGAAGAUGAAGAUGGCCAUUGCCAUGAUAUUGAUGAGUGUUCCUUGUCGAACGGUGGAUGCUCGCAUAUUUGCACCAAUACCGAAGGCGCUCAUCGAUGCGAAUGUCCAUCCGGUCUCUUUAUUGAAGCGGACAACAAAACUUGCAAAGAUAUCGACGAAUGCGCUUCCGAUAACGGUGGAUGCUCCCACACCUGUGUCAACAUGCCCAGCAGUUACAAAUGCACCUGCCCUGAAGGUUACACCUUAGGUGAAGACUGGACAACGUGUCAAGACAUUGACGAAUGCGCUGAAUCUAAUCUGGCAACGUGUGGCAUCGUUGGCACUUGUUUCAACGUAAUAGGCUCUUUUCGAUGCCUCUGCCCGUCCGGUUACAAGGAAAACGACAUGGGCUGUGACGAUAUCGAUGAAUGUUUGAUGGAUCCUUGCGGAUCGGGCAAGUGCAUCAACAAAAUGGGGUCAUAUACCUGCGCGUGUCACGAAGGUUUUCGAUUUGAUAACCAGACAUGCCAAGAUAUCGAUGAAUGUAAAGAGAAUGUUCCGUGUCUCGAUGGCAUUUGCGAAAACACGGUCGGAUCCUUCACUUGCUCUUGCAAGUCCGGUUAUUACCUGGAAAACAAUACUUGCUUUGAUGUCGACGAAUGCACCAAUUCACCUUGUAUUGAUGGCACCUGCAUCAAUCAACCUGGCUCUUAUUUGUGCCUGUGCGAGCCAGGAUUUACGUUGGAACGGAACGUUUGCAUCGAUUUUGAUGAGUGUCUCAUUUCGCCCUGCAUUAACGCCACUUGCGUCAAUCAGAUCGGCAGUUACCGGUGCGAAUGUCCGGACGGCUACCUCUCUCGCAACAACUCCUGUUUUGACGUGGACGAGUGCCAAUCCAAUCCUUGUGUUAAUGGCCAAUGCAUCAACACGGACGGAAGCUACUGGUGCCGCUGUCUGGAUGGUUUCAAAGCUCUUGGAAAUAUUUGUUUAGAUAUCGACGAAUGCGAAACCGCACCGUGUGUCAAUGGCGAAUGUAUCAACACACAGGGAUCCUAUCAGUGCGAAUGUCAUCCCGGAUUUUAUCUUGAGGAUGAUUCUUGUUUUGAUGUCGACGAGUGUCAAGCCAAUCCAUGCGCCAACGGCACUUGCGUUAACCUGCUGGGCUCUUACCAGUGCAAUUGUCCACCUGGACACAUUUUGGUGGAUUCCCGGGUUUGUUUAGAUGUCAACGAGUGUGCCACAAAUAACGGGCAAUGCGAUCAGAAAUGUAUCAACACCCCCGGCUCCUAUUAUUGCGCGUGCGAUAAGGGCUUCUAUCUAGAUCCUGAGGAUAAACAACAGUGUCUGGAUGUGGACGAAUGCGACGUCAACAACGGCGGAUGCAGCCAAGUGUGCCUGAAUCGACCGGGCAAUUUCAGCUGCGAGUGCCGUACUGGAUACAUUCUUUCGAACGAUAAAUCCAGCUGCCUGGAAAUCGUGUCGGCCGUCACGCAUUAUUGUCCAGUCAUCGAGCCACCACCUGGCGGAUACCUGCACUGCUCGAGUCGGCCUGGUAUUGAAGGUUACAAACCGGGAAGCACGUGCACUUUGCGCUGUCGCAAAGGCUACGCUUUCCGUCGACACAAACCCCAAUUGACGUGGCAGGCCAACCAGGUGCUCAACAAACCUGCCCUUCUCCUCGAGGAAAAGAGCAACAUGCUGUCCGGUCGGCAAUCGAACGCCGGAUUGGCCAUGCUCCAAGGCUGGAAAGCCACGCAGGUCCGUUCUGGAACGACUAAAGAAGACUGGCAAUCCGCCAAUCGCACUAAUCCGGAAGAUGCCCAGAAAAAAUUGAAAAGAAAGAACCACGGCAAGAAAAAAGAAAACGAUAAACGGCAGGUAGUUGUUAAUGCUCCAGUUCAGGCUGGCCUUCAGAGGAGAGGUCGACAACGGACAGAUCAAGGUGAGAGAGUUAAACGCCAACUGCACGGUCGUCGUGAAUUCCCCGAUCAGCCGUUCCGGCGCUGUGGAGACGAUGGCAAAUGGAAGGGCAAGUUAGGAUUCUGUCAAGCUCUCACAUGCCCGCCACUAACUAAACCAGCCAACGGAAGCGUCAGUCCGCUUUCAUGCGCAACUGGCGACGCCGCACCCAAUCAGCUCUGCUACUUCACAUGCGAAACGGGCUUCCGCGUCACGGGUAAUCCCGUCCGCACUUGCUUGCCCAGCCUGAAAUGGAAUCCUCUCAGACCGCCGCCUGCCUGUGAAAAAGCUUCUGCCAAGGGUAACAAACAAGCCAAAAAACCGCGGCUCAAUGCGAUCGACGUAACAGUCCCCAACAAGACGAAGACGGCAGGUGCUGCCAUCUAUGAGACGCCGACUGAACUUGACUGGUCCCCAAAACCAAAACACAAACAACCCAAUCCUUCAACUACCCAACGUACAAAAGAAUCGCCUAGUCAACCGAAAUUCGAAUUCGAAGUUGAUUACAAACAGCCAACUCCACUCAUUGGUGUACCCCGUGUUGAACUUUUCCCGUCCAAAGUUGUCGAUCGCAACUAUUUUCAAUUAGCUUCAGUCCAUCCGUGGCCGCGUAUCGAGUGCCCCAAGGAUAUGACCAUUGAUCUUCCACCGGGCAAGAGGAGCACCGAGGUCUUAAUCCCUCAACCGGCCACCAAUGUCGAUUACGUCAGCCACGUCGAAGCUGAGCCCAGUUGGGCAAAGAAGUUGCGCGCAGAAUUGGGGCCUAUUCGCAUGGUGAUAUCGUUCAGAGCCAGAAAUCCGGCGACGGAAUACACGGCUAUCUGCUCGUUUGUCCUAGAAGUUCGAGACAGGGAAGCACCCACGGUGAAGAAUUGCCCGCACGACAUCCACGUCCGCCUCAGCUCGUUGGAACCGUACGCCAACGCUCCGUGGACCGACCCCGUUUUCAACGACAACAUUGCCGUCACGCACGUCAUCAAAUCCAAAGAACCCAAUUCGCUGUUUGCUUUGGGGGAACACGUCGUUUCUUACACUGCGUCGGACGCAGCUGGCAAUACCGCUCGUUGCCAAUUCACCGUCCAUGUUUCACCGGCACUAAUUCCAGCCGAGUUUAACCGGAGCGAAUCCUGCGUCCGUCUUGAAUCGCCACCCAACGGCGAUCUCAACUGUCUGUCGUGGACUUGGGGUCAAAUGUGCAGGCCAUCCUGCUCCGCUGGCCACGUUUUCUUCCGACCACUACCCUCGGCCGUCUACCUGUGUGGUCGCGAUCGCAGAUGGAAGCCCGGCACAUCGGUACCAGAUUGCGCUCCAACUUCCAUCAUACCGGAAGGCGGCUGCUCGGUUGGCUGGGAAGAGAGAAGAACUGGAGGCAUGCAGUGCGUGGGCUGCGCUCCAGGUCUACAUCGGCCGCUCAACUCGACGGUGUGCAUUCCGUGCCCUAUGGGCACGUACCAAGACAACUUUUCAGCGGGCAGCUGUAAGUCGUGUCCGAAGAAAUUAACCACUUGCGCAAUGGCAGCGAGACAGUGCACCGACUGCAAGCCGCCCGAAGAGUGUUCGGCGUCUUCUCAAAGGAAUUACAGUGGAGCUGGUGGUGACGUAAUCUCCCCCUCCCCAACGUUGUCUAAAUUACCGACAAAUCAACGACGGCGGCAACAACUCCAUCAACGGCAAAUGCGUCUACGUCAGCAACGCCACCGCCAAAAUAACAGUUCCACAGCAACAACAACGAACUUUCGUCGAGUUUGAAGAAAAAAUCUUCUCCCCUUUCGUCUAAUUUGAAAUAAUCCCUUUUUUUUUUUUUAAUAUCCCGUUGAACUUUUUUUUUUUUUCUAAACCGCUGAAAUCUCAUUGAAAAUGCAUCUGAUAUAAACAGAUUUUUUUUUUUUUUUUCGUUUUUAGGUUAAAAACAAAAAUUUAGACAAAGAUAAAAUAAGAAAGAAACCUGUCCGUCUUGAAGUAGAAAGCCAGUCGAUCCAUUUAAUUUUUAUUUUUUUUGCGUGAAGCGGAUUGCGACGUGAGCUGCUUUCUCUUCUCGUGUGUGUCUGAAUGUGUGGACUGAAAAACAAAACAAAAACUAACGCGGAAGAAGAAAACAACGAGGUAAUGCAAACUUUUUUCCUUUGAUAAAAAAAAAAAAACACAACUCAUCAGCGCAUGGGUUUUGUAAGUUAUUGAUGUCGAGCCAUUUGUGCCCUGCAAUUGUCGGAAUAUUUGACGUUUGGCUUUCGCCGCGGUUUCCUUUCUCUUUGUCAAUCCGAUUCUUUCCCCACUUUUUGAUUUUUGUUGUCUACAUUUUUCACUUCCCAAUUUCAAAAAAAAGACGCACAGUACACGGUACAUUCUUGCAGCGCAAACACGACACGAAAACAAGAAAUUGGUCGUGUCUUUCGUGCCAAGAAAAAAUUGAGAAAUGACUGGGAAUGUGCGUGAACGGCGGUGUAUGGAAUUAUGUUCCAAGUGUUUUUCUUUUCCUUUUUCAUUCUAGAAUUAUUUUUGUUGAACAAUUUUUCUGUGUAUGUGACUCUGUGUAUUCCCCCUUCCUUAUUACUGUUAUUAUUUUAAUUUUUUUUUUUUUUUCAUUUGUUUCGUUGUUGUUUUUUUUAAACGCAACUUUUAAACGAACGGACCGCGAAAAUGGGAACGCUGUUCCGCAAACUGAGAUUGACUGAUGCAACUGAAAAAAGAAACGAGUUUACUGCGACAAGCGAGAAAAUAAUUACAAAUAAAGCCGAAAAGAAGUAAUGAGA